Messenger RNA from Fusarium sp. VM40, 3735 nucleotides. The record is from the annotation of a GenBank genome assembly. NCBI's taxonomy places the organism in Eukaryota, Fungi, Ascomycota, Sordariomycetes, Hypocreales, Nectriaceae.
AUGUCAAGCUCUGCAGAGCUGCAACGCGAACGCGAGGUGCAGGGUUAUUUCCAGAGCUGGCAGAUAGCACAAGGCUCCUCUCUUAAAGUCGCUAGAAACGUCGACGGAAUCUCCGCGCCUUCUCAGGUCAAUGACGCACAUACGCCGCAGCCUUCUUCCGACAAGGCUCUGUCAGCCUUUGCGCAACUCGCCGUUUUUCGACUCAACGUGAAGCGUGCUAUGGUCUCGCUCAUCGACACUUCCCAUCAGUACAUCCUCGCCGAAGCCACGCGCAAUUUGCGACUCGGAACACUUGAAGACGAGUUUGGUGUUGAUAAAACCGACGGCAAUAAGAAAAAUCCCAAAAUUGACGAUUACAACAGCGACCUGUGGUUGGGAACUUCAAUUCUCUCCCGCUCGAAAGCUGUCUGUGAACACUGUCUACACAACACAUGCGUCGGUCGCGACCCAGAUGGCUCGACAUACAGAGCAGCUGGCCUUAUUAUACCCGAUUGUCGCCUCGAUGAUCGCUUCAAGUCACGCGUUUACGUACAAUCCGAACCAGGCGUAAGGUUUUACGCUGGCGUGCCCAUCUACUCACGCAAAGGAUAUAAGAUCGGAACGUACUCGGUUUCUGACGAACAACCGCGCUCUGGAUUAUCGACCGAGGAUGUAAAGUUCAUGCAGAGCGUUGCACAGGCUGUCACAGAGCACUUGGAAUGGGCUCGCGACCGCGUCGAUAGGUUCAAAGGAGAACGCAUCGUGCGUGGCCUGGCAACCUUCAUUGAGGGAUGCUCGAGCGACGACCCGACCGUCUCGAAGGACAAACAGCCCCGGAGACCUUCGAUAAAACGCCCCCCUGGGAUGACUAUUACGGCGACAAGGCGCUCAUCUCUCCACAACACCAUGCGCAAGGUCGACCCCGAUUCUGCCAAAAUGUCUCAAAAAGCUCCUUCGCCACCGCGGAAAGUCAAACCACAGACUGACGGAUUAUCGCGAAUGUAUAACCGGGCUGCUGACAACCUGCGAUCUUCGAUAUUGGCGGAUGGAGUCGUGCUCUUCGGCUCCACGGCUGCCAAUCUUCAACACAAGAGCCAAACAGUCGAGACGGAACACAGUAAUACCGCAGGCUCUGAUGGGCUACCAACACGGAUAGCAGCAGAUCCUGAUGGGUUCAGUACGGAAAGUUCGGACUCUGACACAUCCCCGCUGUCAAGACCAUGUAAGCUACUCGCCUACUCGCUGGCCGACAAGAGCAAGCCUUUGGACCUUGAGCAAGGGCCGUCUUUCUCCAUCGGAACUCUCGAGAGAUACUUCUCACUUUUCCCUAAGGGUAAGACGUUUACGUUCACAGAAGAAGGGAAAGGUGUUUCGUCUGAUGAUGAUAGUGCAAGCGAUGGGGGUGUUCUUGCAGAUACACCUGGCAAAGCUGGAAAACACAAACGACGCAAUAAGGAUCUGAUGGACCAUAGGGAACUACUUAAGAAUAUUCCCGGUGCCAAAUCCAUUGUCUUCCUGCCGCUUUUUGACUACGUUGAGGACAAACUGGUUGGCGGGUGCUUCCUUUGGACGUCAGUUCCAGGUCGCAUGAUGAACUUGGAUGAGGAUCUUUCUUAUCUUCGAGCUUUUGGUAACAGCAUCACAAGUCAGAUCGGGCGUAUCAACACCAAGAAGAACGAAGCGGCGAAAACCACCUUCAUUGCGAGCAUGAGCCAUGAGUUACGCAGCCCCUUGCACGGGAUCCUUGGCGCUGCUGAGUUUCUCAAGGAUGCAGUGACUGAUUCAUACGAGGCCGGCCUUGUUAACUCUAUCGCGACGUGUGGAAAGACACUCCUCGAUACCUUGAAUCAUGUGCUCGACUUCAGCAAAAUCAACAACCUCGGUAGCGGGCAGACAAGAAGAGGUUCAAAACACAGCAAGAUCAUUAGUCUCUCUUCCGAUUCUAUGGAAAGUUUAAACAUGACUGCGUCAGUCGACCUCUCCAUUCUUGUUGAGGAGGUUGUCGAUGCUGUGGCGACAGGUCACAACUUCAAGAAGCUUCCUAACCGACAAGGAAGCCAAGCAAGCGAUGCAAUGAUGGGUGGAACAGAUAAUAACAAUGUCUCAGAACCUAGUGGUGAGCAUCCAGUAUCAGUUCUUUUGGAUAUUUGCCCGAGGUCAUCUUGGAUGGUCAAGACACAGCCCGGCGCAGUUAGGAGGAUUAUUAUGAAUCUCUUUAACAAUGCACUAAAGUAUACCUUUUUGGGGUUUGUGUGCGUUACCGUUCGGGCCCAAGAGCUCACUGAAGAACGAAAGCUCGAGGUUUCGAUCCGGGUGACAGAUACUGGAAAGGGCAUGUCAGAAGACUUCCAGCAGAAUCGUCUUUUUGUUCCCUUUAGCCAAGAGGAUUCUUUCCAGCCUGGCACUGGUCUGGGGCUGAGUAUUGUCAAGCAGAUUGUGGACUCGCUGGGAGGAACACUUGAGGUCAAAUCGGAACAGGGCAAGGGUACUGAAAUUGAGGUCCGACUCCGUCUGGAACUUUCCACUGAAGAGAAUUCCUCUAAAUCAGAAGAGCCUCUGCGAUCAGUUCGGGAACAGCUUCAAGGGCAAUCCUUAGUAGUACUGGAAGCAAGCGAGGCUUUCCAUUCGAGUACCCUCACCGAGCAAGUAAAAGUGCGCAAUCAAGCUUUAAUGGAUAUUUUCUCAGGCUGGUUUGGUAUAACGGCUUCAAGGGAAAUCGAUACCAACCCCAGUGAGGCCGACUUUUAUCUGUACUGCGAGCCGCCAUCUGCCAAGACUCUGGAAUCGCGCUUCGAAGAGACAGCGACGUUAGGCCAGCGUAACAAAAAGACACCGAUCAUCAUUAUCAGCUUGAAUGAAGAGGAAGCUGCCAAGAUAUCAAGAGCUCAGACACAAGCUUUAGCCAGAUUGUCCGAUGUGGUUGAAGUAAUUCCACAGCCAUGUGGCCCGAGGAAACUUGCACAAGUAUUCAGUCGGUGCCUGAAAAGAAUCGAAGAGGGGAAAACUAAUAAUGGCGGCGAAAACCUGGUCAGAAGCAAAUACACAGACAAAAAGAACAAUAAGAAGGAGAAGAAAACCAGCACUGCAGAUAGGGAGAGUGCAGACCGUGCGAUGGAACAAAUGAACUCAGUACACUAUCCGACGGAGGAUAAGAAGACCGACCAACCAAGAACUACACCACUACCGCCACACGAGCAGAAAGACGACAGCAAGAAGGUUCAUCCCCACCGCAAGGAUAAGAACCAGAAAGAUGGACAGCCAGACGGUCAGAAAGACAGCAACAAAGAGGAGGAGGAUAGCAAGUCAACAAAUGAAGCACACAAAUCAGGGAAUUCAGAAACGUGGAAGGGAAAGUGUCAUGUGCUGCUCGUCGACGACAACAAAAUUAACCUCAACCUUCUUACGAUGUUCAUGAAGAAGUGCGGCUUCUCGUAUGAGGAGGCUGAUAACGGUGAGGAGGCGGUUGAGACGUUCAAGAAAUCAACAAUCGGCGAGGCAAAACCCUCUGACCCUAUCAAGAGGCGGUUCGAUUACAUCCUGAUGGAUAUCAGCAUGCCCGUCAUGAACGGCGUGGAGGCGACCAAGAGAAUUCGCAAGCUGGAGACUGAGUACAAAGUUCCUCGGACGACAGUGUUUGCGUUGACGGGCUUGGCGAGCGCAGAUGCGCGGCUUGAUGCCAUGACUGCUGGAGUUGAUUUGUUUUUACCGAAGCCCGUCAAGUUUGCUGAGCUGAAGACCAUGAUUGAUAACAACUAG